GGCUUUUCAAAAAUGACCUUUGGCUAAAUGGCAAAUCAUUUGCAGUCUAGGCGACAUCUGCAAUCACUGGACGAUCCUGAGGAUGCUAUUAGCAGCACAAAUGACGGAUCACAACCAAUAUCGCAGAAUGUUCAAGAUCUGGCUAAUGAAAUAUAUAAAGAGUUUGAGUCCCUAAUCAAGCUAUAUGGAAAUGGCUUCCUUCAUAAUUUAAUGCCCUUGGUAAUCCGUGCACUGGAAAAUCUGGACAGCUUACACUUGGAAAAUGCUGACCUUCAUCUCAAGUCACUUGUUCUUAGUGACGACCACAAGCUACUUUCUAGCGAAUAUGAAAAAGAAAAGAAGUUAAGAAAGGCUGCUGAGAAUAAGCUUUUCCGAAUGGAAGAUGAUCUAGAGGAGGAGCGUAAGCAGCACGAAGAAAGAAGUCUGGCUUAUGAUGCAAGUGUUCGUAUGCUUGAAAACAAAGUAAAGAGUUUAAAUGAGCAAAUUUCGCGGUUUGAAGAUCAAGAAGCGGAAAUGAAGAGAGACUACCAACGUUUACAUGGUCUUUAUACUAAUCUUCUUCGUGCUUACCUUGAAUAUGUUGAGCGUAUUAGAUCAAUGUGUAAUAAGAACAAACUGGAUCAGCAGUGCCUUCCUCAAAGUCGUUACCUAACAGAUAAUGCAUGUUUUGAUGCUGGUCUUCAAGAUCGGAUGUGUGACCCUGCUAUAGGGAUUGAUCAACUGAAUCGUUUCAGUUGCGUUUUAGACUCAGAUUUAGAAACAGAACGGCAGAGAAUAAUGCGCCUUAUUAUGGAAACAACUCCUGAACUUUAUAGUUCCGGUGGAAUUCUGAAUAUUUCUACUCUUUCAGAACCGUGUUUCGAUGAACUCUCACAGGCUGAUUUACCGGAAGACGAUGGACAUGAUGUAAAAAGUCACGAUGAAUCAUGUACAAUUCCUCAACCUCCUGGUGAGCUACUAGGAAGUGAUUUGGCUGAAUCUGUUGAACUGGAUGUAGACGGUGAUCUUACUGACUAUGCUGGUGUACGAAGAGAAGUACAGAAUUUAAUAAAAGAGAAUCAAGAAUUAAUUCAAACGAAAAACGCUCUUAAAGUAGUCACAAAUGAUCUAAUUGGACGAAUUGACGAACUUUCAUGCCAAAACUUUCAAUUUUCAUCUGAAUUGAAUGGUUUGAUUACAAAUCGUGCGAGCAUGCUGCUACGAAUUAAAGAUCUAGAGCAAGAAAAUGGUCAGCUACGUCGAGAAUUUGAAAAUUCUGAUUUGUAUGGAAGUCUACCAGGCGAUGAAGCAACAGAUUGUGAGGAACUUCCAUUAUCUAUGCGUGUACGCUUUUCACGUGUAGAAAUGGCACGUGUCCUACUUGAGAGAAAUCAAUAUAAGGAACAAUUAUUAGAAUUACAAGAAGCUGUCCAUCUCGCGCAUAAUUUAAAAGCUCAACGAAUGUCCAAACUGCAAGAUGGUGGCAACAAACGUGGACGUAUUAAAGCCUUCUUCGCUCGACUGUUCAAUUCACCUCAGUCACAACAGAAUUCCAGUAAAGUUUAUACACCGUCUACGAGUACUUCUCAACCGACAACGAAUCAUAUAUGCAAUUCUUCCCCAAGGCUCAGUAUGCCAAGUUGCUUUACAUCAUCAUGGACAAGUGAGAGAAAUUUUGGGAAUGUUUCUGUGUCUUUUCAAAAGACAACAAGUGAAAGUUGUUUAAACCAAGACUCAGAGGUUCCUAAAACAUCUGCAAAACCAACAUAUGUCAGUGACUCCUUGCCGAAAAGUUAUUCUCAAUCAAAUCAGAAUAUAGCUAACAACUUAACUAACCAUAAGCAGUCAACAUAUCUGAAAACAAAUCGGCGUACCUCUCCUAUUGAUUGGUUUUCACAUGGGAAUGAAUAUAGUUUGGAGGAAAGAAAUCCACGAGUUGCUUGCAUUUAUCCUUUGGAUGCUUUUCCUGACAGUAUAGAAUUACGGUGUGCAGCAGCUGCGUAUCCACACAACACUAUAUCCUCUCUAUCUUCAUCAUCAUUGCUAUUAUCUUCACCGUUAAUGGAUAAAGCUCAUUCGGCAGACCUUAGUAGUUAUCAAGCGAAGUCUGUUGAUAAUUGUAUUGACAGUGAUACUGAAGUUUCUGCCCAUGAUAAUUUAGAACGCGAAGAAGAACAUCAACAGCUGCAGAUCCAGUCUACAACAAAAGCUUCAAAGAAAUUUGUUAAUAACCACUCAGUCGAUAAUAUACCCAGUUAUAACACUUUGGGUUAUUCAUUGAUAAAUGAUGAAUCUCCAGAUAUUCAUUCAAAUAUUAUCUGGUUGUGUUCGUCAUCUAUGAAACAAGAACUGGCAGUAUUCAAAGCUCAGUCUUCUGUUUAUACUUCAUAUUCAUCAUCUGCAACCACAUUUAGUUCAGAGUAUUCUUCAAGAAUUAAAAGUUUAAUUACAAUUUUACGUAUGGAUAAUUCAUCUUGUCAGUUAUUAGAUUCUUUUGCUAUCUGUAGUUCAACAGUUCUUUGCAUAUGCGCUGCACCAGAAGCAUCAGAUGAAGAUUUCGCUUCGUUAGAGAGUACAAAACGCUAUUGGGAAAUGUUACCGAUGGAUACUUUUUCUGAUGAUUCAGAGACUGGUCAGUCUUUAAAUGCUGAUAUAAGUCAAGCGAAUGCAAAAGAUCAUCCUUCAAAUACAAGUGAAUCCAACAUUAUUACAGAAUUUAAAUACCUUGAAUGUGAUAACUCUAUAAAUUGUAGUACACCUGAAAGAACGAAUAAAGUUAAUGAAGAUAUUAAGUAUAAUAAAACGCCAACACCAACUUCAGUGUCAUCGUCUUCCCAUCUAUCAACUAUUCGACAAGCACUAGAUCACCUAUCAUCUACGCGGCGGUUGGUAAAUGCACUGGGUAUUGUUGGUUCAGUGAAUGAUGUCGAUGAAGUAACUAUGUCUUAUGUCGCAACUAGAAGGCGUUUUCUUAUACGCCACUUAGAUUGUGAUGUCAGUGUUAGUAGUGGAGCGCAUUUCACUGAAGAAUUGCAUAGUCAUCAUUCAUCUGCUAACGUUAUUGAUGAUGACAGUGGCAUCGACUCACAAUAUGUAUGUUCAUCCUCUACUCAUCAUAAUCAAAAUCAUUCUACAGAACAUCCCUUUAGUUCUUUUGUAUCAUAUACUAGCGCACAACCAACUAUUUGGUUGGGCUGCCAUAAUGGUGAUCUCUAUGUACACUCAAGUAUGUCCGAAUGGCGUAAAUGUCUGCAUGCCAUACGCUUACCGGAUUCGAUAACACAAAUAUGUCAUUUCGCCGGUCGAGUAUUUGUUAGUCUAGCAAAUGGUCAAAUAGUUGUCUUUCGACGUCAACUUCUUAAUCGGAGAACGAAUAAUGCAUAUCUUAAUCAUUCGACAUCUAGUCCAUCACUUAAGGCAUCAGCAACUGUCAGCUCAUCCUGUAAUUUACCAGACAACAAUAUUUCGUCAUCUGCACAAUCUCACAACAAUAUCAGCACUUCAAAUCUCUGUGAGGACAAUGAUAAUAUUAUGGCUGUCGGAUCAUGGGAUUUUACUGAGGCAUGUGUUAUUACUUGUGGUCGACCUCAGUGUUCUGUCAAAUGUACAAUAACCGUACCUUCGACAAAUUCUGUUUGGGCUGCUUAUCGUAAUCGUAUAUUGGUGAUCAAUGCGUUUACGCUACAACUAGUAGACUGUUUUAAAGUCCAUGCAAUUCAAGAUGCACAGGUGCAAACAAUGUCAUGGCAUAAAGAUGGUGUGUGGAUUUCAAUACGACGUGAAUCCAUUCUACGCCUUUAUCAUGUAAUUAGUCAUGAAUUAAUACAAACUGUAGAUUUAAACCAAGUCAUUAUGAAUUUAUUAUUGUCUAAUUCUAAUCAACCAGAAUGCAACAAUAUUUCUUCGAAAAUUAAAUCACCCAGCUUCGCCAUCACUACACUGACAUCAAUGAAUGAUCGUUUGUGGAUUGGGACUAGUGUUGGGCUUGUUGUCACGAUUCAUUUUCAAGAUUCUUUAUUCAAUAGAACAUUUCAAAAGUCAACCACAGAACGUCAGAAGGACUCAGCGAAUUUAUCAAAGCGUAUUUGCAAGGCGAUUCUAGAUUGUUCAUCAGUACAAGUAAGGAAGUGUUUUUUUUUAGUACUUAUGUAUAUAAUGUCUUUUUAUUUAGACUUGAUAUUGCGUAAUAUGUGGUGAUAUAAGCUUGAAUAAUCUAAAACCGUCCAAAUCAUCCUUGUAAACGGAAAAAUUGAAUACACCAUCCUGCCCAUUGAAGUAUUUUCGUUAACAGUUGGUUGGAAACAAACACAGAAUACUUUAGAACAGUACCUCAACACUAAUCUCCUCUUUUGGAUGUUUAUCAUACAGAUCAUUUAAAUGUCACUGGCUUUUUGUUUACUAACCAGCCCUACAUGUUUGACAUUGAUAUACCAGAGGAAUUUCUUCGUAAAGUAAUUUAGCUAAGUGUAACUAAAUUUCAAACUCAAUGAGUAGGUUUCAGGUAGCUUUCAUCAAAAAUCAACGUUGAUUAUGGAAGCACAGGAAACUAUACGACCACUAGUCGGCAUUCACUAUUGCUUAUUCUGUAGUUUUACAGACAUUGAACCUACAACCUUUAAAUUUCAUGGCGUUUUUGUUGUUGAGAAAAUUUGAUGCCGUUUUAUGAUAUGUGAUGAUAUUAGAGGACCUAUAACAAUAUCAUCAACCGAAUAUUUUAUCUUCAUUACCAAAAGCCAUUACUGAAUGUUUCUAUAGAUUUAUUUGAUGGCUUCUGAAUUCAUUGAGUCCUGAUAAUGUUAUUGUCACUGAUUUAAAUCUAAUUCAGUUCUACAUUUUGUGUAAGCGCCCAUCAAUUGUAUAGAAUUAUCACUUAUAAAGUCACACAUGGGUCAGACUUAAUAGACACUCACUAGUGUAAUGAAGCUUAUCACCAGUUCAUGUAAGUCAUUUCCGAAAUGAAAUAGUCUCUAUACCUAUUCAAAUAGACCGAUAUCAGUUGAAGAAAUGUCAGGAACCACAUCGCACUGGACAGUUAGUUUAGUUUUUGAAUUCCCUAACAGUUUGUGUUCUAUUUUUGUUGGAGGUCAAAAAUAUAUUCACAAAUUAAUAUGUCUGAAUUUGAGGAACUAUAUCCAGUCAACAAAUUCACUCAACCUAUCUACACCAAUAAUGUCUCUAACCCUUUUAGUUCACAGACGUCUAGCAAAGGUCAUUCGACCUACCUAACUAAUUGUUUAUGGGAAAUACUAUUAUUACCGAUAUCCCUCUUUCAAUAGCUGUCAUCUGUAAUUGUUCUUAGUCAGGACGGAUAAAUAAAGGUGUUUAAAAAGUGUAGCAAAUCGGGUGAAGAUACAAAAUUAUCAGUUUACCUACAAAUGGCUAUUUAAGAGCUAGUUGACUCAAGAUCAGUCGAGUUGAGUUUAACCUCGGUGUCUGCUGACAUUGGAUCAUGGUCUUGAGGCAUCAAUAAUUGACUAGGAUUGGAAAAUAUCAACACUUCUGAAUUCUAACAAGGUAACUGAACUGCAGCUUAACGUUCUCAUAAUGUUAUCAUUUUAAUAAACCGUUAUCCAUUCGAAAGUUUAAGCUUGUUUAGGAGUUGGUGUGCUAUUUCAGUAGGGUUGUCUCAUUGAUUUGAUGUUAGUAAUGAAGAUAAUAUACACGAUAAUCUUCCUAAUAUUGAUUUCUACUACUAUUUUCUCUGCUGAACUUCUUACUUUCUCUAGUAUUUUCUUGUGAUCGUAAAUCCUAUAUCUAAAUAUAUUCAUUUUCAAGACAAUCGCGUAUUUUUUUUCUUUACAGUAAGUGUUCAUCAACACACAACACCGGUGAGAUUUUUUGUUACACCAACUGUUAUUCAACAAUGCGAAGAUAGUUCAAGUAUUCAAUCUGGUUCCAAAUCUUUUGCUACCUUUCAAACAUCUUCAUCUAUGCAUAAAAUGUCAAACUCUUAUUUAUUUAGUAAACAUAAAAAAAGAGUCGAAAAACUCAGUCUCCUAAUGGUUUCCGGUGGUGAAGGUCAUUUUGUCAAUCGGUCUAAAGAUGAUUCAAAGAACCAAUCAGAUAAAGCACAUGCUUCUCGUAGUUCAGAUCAAAGUCAUUUAAUUUAUGGAAGUUGUAAAUCAUCCUUGUCAUCCUCAUGUUUACUUUGAGUUCACCAAUCGAUGAACUGUACAAAUUUUUUUAGUUUAUUCAUUACUUUCAAGAACGAAUGUAUGAUUAUUUCUUAGUCAUAGCUUCCUCUUUCCUCUACCCUCCUUUUGGUUUCAUUUACAGUGUUUGUGACUCCUGGACAAUUCUGAGCUUGUUAGGAGUUGAGUUGUGUAACUCAGCUUAUGGACAUUUCUACUCACCAUGUAAUCGUAUCUGAUUCGGACAUGGUCACUGUCUAAGCUUUCUUGUCUCACCGUUUAUCCACUAUAUUUUUAAUUGAAGGUUAUGUAAAUUACUCCCUUUUUUCAAUAUCCAUGCCCUCAUUUGAGACAAGUCAUCAUGAUUUCAACUUGUCAUAUGUGUAAAUAAUAUUAAUAAGCGUGAUAUGAUUAACUGAAUAAUCUACAUCGAAAUUCUUCUUGGUAUUUCUUCUUUACAACCAUAAAAGUAUUAUUUUUCAUUUCUUAAUACACUGCUGUGUUUGCUUAUUUCCAAUUUUAGUAAUCAUUUGAAAAGAAUAUGGUGUGUUUAU
This is a messenger RNA of Heterobilharzia americana, 6664 nucleotides long. The record is from the annotation of a GenBank genome assembly. NCBI's taxonomy places the organism in Eukaryota, Metazoa, Platyhelminthes, Trematoda, Strigeidida, Schistosomatidae.